Messenger RNA from Colletotrichum acutatum, 1707 nucleotides. RefSeq names its product F-box domain-containing protein. Gene Ontology annotation, molecular function: protein binding. The transcript has 3 exons. Bases 1 to 1707 code for a protein of 568 amino acids. Lineage: Eukaryota; Fungi; Ascomycota; Sordariomycetes; Glomerellales; Glomerellaceae. The record is from RefSeq and is a predicted model, not a curated record.
AUGGCUACGAGUCCUCCCUCGCCCUCCACCUCCGCCGCGGAUUCGGAUGCGCCAACUCACGACACCAUGUCAACCGCCAGCGGUAGCAAUUACGGCGGCAUCGAUCCCGAAGUUGAAGAAAACCUCUACAUAUUACCCUAUGUAUCUGAAGAGGGACUACGUAGCGAUGCCACAGAUCACCGGAAAACGAUUGGAAGCUCUAGAGAAGAAUACUACCCCCUUCCCUCUGACUUCAACAUAGCCGCCUCCGGUACUUUACCUUCUCUGGCUUCAGACAAUAGUUGCCGCCUGCUCGCGCUUCCUUCCGAACUCAUCGAUGCGAUCCUCGCCUAUUUGCCCCCUUGCGACCUGGCGAUCGUAGCGGAGACCUGCCGAACCCUUCACGCCCAUGCUGCGUCCGAUAUUCACUGGUACCAAAGGGUGCAAGCCAAUGUGCCUGGAGAGAAGGUCACAACUCCCUAUCCAUGCCGCACAUACCGCGAACUCUACGCCGCACACGACCCGAGAUGGUUUCUGCCAAAGUACAAGAUCUGGUUCUGCGAUCGUGACCUCAUGGGCAAGAUGAUGAUCAUCAGAUACGACCAGCGGAGGGGUUGCAUUGAAGGAUAUCAGUUGUUGGCUGUCAGCAACCGUACUACGUAUCAGCACUGGCCCGCCGACCACAGUGUGAUUAUACACGCCUUUGAACCUCAGGUCAAGCUUCAUCUGGACAAGCCGGUACUUCAAUUCCAUGCUCGCCGUCCAGGCGAAGACGAGGGACUGUUGGGCAGUUUGGGUCAACGAUUCCUGCCCGAAGUACCGAUGUCAAUUCACGACCCAAUGGAUGCUAUGUUUUGCAACUUCAUGAUGGCCCGUCCCCUGGAGGCUGUAACUGCAACAUCGAGAAUGGACGGUGUGUUUCCUUAUGGAAAUGUCUGGCCUUCACCGGCCAUUCCUGCCCGUCACAGGGUGUCCGGUGUGGUUUCUGGUUUGGACGGCGAUGACCUUGCCCCUGGCGAUCAACCGACGAGAAGAGCUGAAGCCUCGGACCAGGCUUUCCGGAUUCGGCAGUGGAUGGAAAUGGCCGGGUCUCCAACACCGGGUCUUUUCCUCGGGCCUGGGCCUGUAGGUAUCAUUCAAGCUAUUCAAGCCAACAUGGGUAUGGGUACUCCUGGUGUCACCGGCGUGCGCAUUGGCGAAGAAGUGAUUACAUAUUCAACCCUCGAUCCUGUUGUCUACACACCAACGGAGCUCAAACCAUGGCGAGGUGUCUGGGUUGGAGAUUACAGCGGGCAUGGGUGCGAGUUCCUGUUGAUCAACCAGCCCGAUGACGAAGAAGUGUCGGAUGAGGAACUUGGUCUUGUCCGUGGCUCUGACGAAGCAGAAUCAGAGUGGACAAAACGUCGUACCGACGCAAGAGUCUAUCGGGGCCGUCUUGAAGCAAUCAAACUCACUGGCGACCCGAAUGUUCCGCGAGGGGAGUACACUUUCGUUGCGGACGACUUGGGCGAGGCUGGCUUCGUUGGAAUUGCUCAAGAGCCACCGUUUCAGGGCACACGAGUCAUCAGGAGUAAAGGGCAUGUCGCUGGAACGGGCUUUUUAGAUGACAAGUAUAUCGAGUCGCAGCUUAUGCUAGUCUCCCAUGACCGGCUUGCUCAGUACUGGGUCGGAUUUGGACAUAUCAGCUUCUUUGAGCGAGUUAACAUUGACGAAUUUGUGACUCCCUGA